Molecule: messenger RNA, 1524 nt
Organism: Candoia aspera
Lineage: Eukaryota; Metazoa; Chordata; Lepidosauria; Squamata; Candoiidae
Gene: ANXA2
Product: annexin A2
Exons: 13
Coding region: 127-1146 (339 amino acids)
Cellular component (GO): cytoplasm; plasma membrane; vesicle
Molecular function (GO): phosphatidylinositol-4,5-bisphosphate binding; protease binding; calcium channel activity
Source: RefSeq, a predicted model, not a curated record
GCCUCCGUCAGGGCGGGCGGGGACUGGAGGAGGCAGCCCGGCUACAAAAGGGCCGCCCGGGCGCCGCCCGCUCCUGCUCGGCCGGCCGGCGCUCGGAGUCUGCAGCCCCGCCCGCUUCUUGUCAAGAUGUCGACUGUCCAUGAAAUCUUAAGCAAGCUCACCCUGGAGGGAGAUCACUCCCUGCCCCCCAGCGCCUACGCGACCGUCAAAGCCUAUGGAAACUUUGAUGCAGAUCGCGAUGCUUUGACCCUCGAAACCGCCAUCAAGACGAAAGGUGUGGAUGAAGUGACCAUUGUCAACCUUUUGACAAACCGCAGCAAUGAUCAGCGGCAGGACAUCGCUUUCGCCUACCAGAGGAGAACAAAGAAGGAACUGGCUGUUGCUUUGAAAUCUGCCCUCUCCGGCCACUUGGAGGCAGUCAUCCUGGGCCUCUUGAAGACGCCGGCGCAGUACGAUGCUUCUGAGCUGAAGGGGGCCAUGAAGGGCCUGGGGACCGACGAAGAUACUGUCAUAGAGGUCAUCUGCUCACGGACAAACCAGGAACUUGCCAUCAUCAACAAAGUCUACAAGGAGGUGUAUAAGACUGAACUGGAAAAAGACAUCAUCUCUGAUACGUCUGGGGAUUUCCGGAAGCUGAUGGUCGCCCUGGCCAAGGGGAGGAGAAACGAAGACUGUUCUGUGGUGGACUACGAGCUCAUUGACCAAGACGCCCGGGACCUUUAUGAUGCCGGCGUGAAGCGGAAGGGCACGGAUGUUCCCAAGUGGAUCAAUGUUAUGACUGAAAGGAGCAUUCCCCAUCUCCAGAAAGUGUUUGAAAGGUACAAGAGCUACAGCCCUUACGAUAUGUUGGAGAGCAUCAGGAAGGAGGUGAAAGGUGAUCUUGAAAACGCCUUCCUUAAUCUCGUCCAGUGUAUUCAGAACAAGCAGCUGUACUUUGCUGAUCGGCUGUAUGAUUCCAUGAAGGGCAAAGGAACCCGCGACAAAGUCUUGAUCCGAAUCAUGGUUUCUCGAGCUGAGGUUGACAUGUUGAAAAUUAAGAGUGAAUUCAAGAGGAAAUACGGAAAAUCCCUCUAUUACUUUAUCCAGCAAGACACAAAGGGGGAUUACCAGCGGGCGCUCCUGAAUCUGUGUGGGGGAGAAGAUUGAGCCUGGGAUGAGAAUUAAAGGAAAAACCCAACCAAACAUUCCUGGCUGGAAAUGUGCUCCCCCCCUGCUUCGCCCCGCUUCUUCUUCCUCUGUCUCUGCAGGACUAGAUUCACUGACACAGUAGCCGGCUAAUCCAGCUUCCGCAUUCUCUGUAAGCAAGGCCAACCGCCUGGGUCGCUUUCCGUGUUGCCCCCUCCCUGCUUAGCUCUUGCCCAAGUCGCUAGCCCUGCGGAAGUCUCCCGGCUGAAGCAGUUAACAUUCCAAAGAGAGGGAAGUGGAUUGGACGGACACCACCACCGACACGUGUUGUGAAAGAUCCUGCCUCCGAUGGGGUCCUGCCGGAAGGACAAAUAAAAAUAAUGAGAUUUUUACUUUGAA